Molecule: messenger RNA, 423 nt
Organism: Pogona vitticeps (central bearded dragon)
Lineage: Eukaryota; Metazoa; Chordata; Lepidosauria; Squamata; Agamidae
Product: histone H4
Cellular component (GO): nucleosome
Molecular function (GO): structural constituent of chromatin; protein heterodimerization activity; DNA binding
Source: RefSeq, a predicted model, not a curated record
GUAGCCUCUUGUUUUGAGCUUCUUUGUUGCUUGGGCUGUAAAGAUGUCUGGACGUGGCAAAGGAGGAAAAGGCUUGGGCAAAGGCGGUGCGAAGAGGCAUCGGAAGGUUCUUCGGGAUAACAUCCAGGGAAUCACCAAGCCUGCUAUCCGUCGUUUGGCUCGUCGUGGGGGAGUGAAGCGCAUCUCUGGCCUGAUCUACGAGGAGACUCGAGGUGUGUUGAAGGUUUUCCUAGAAAACGUGAUUCGUGAUGCAGUUACCUACACCGAGCAUGCCAAACGGAAGACCGUGACUGCCAUGGAUGUAGUCUAUGCUUUAAAACGCCAGGGUCGUACCCUGUAUGGUUUUGGCGGUUAAAAGUUCAGUCCAGGUCCUGCAGAGCUAAAAAAGAAAAAACAAAACCCAAAGGCCCUUUUCAGGGCCAC